AUGUCCUCUAACCGAGGUAUGAGAGAAACGGGGGCCACAUGCGACUUCACAAGAGCUGAGGUUGUCGACUCGUGGGAAGACAGCGAAAGUGACGAUGAGGAAGCAGACGAACGCACACCUGCAUCGUGUGCGUCUGUACCAGUAGUGUCUGCUGAGCCGGCCGAGGGAUGGCUGCAGGCGGUUCUCUUGGAUUUUGAAAUGUUACUGAAGCAGUUCGAGGAGAAGUUCCGCAACGUCUGGCCAUAG
This is a messenger RNA of Sporothrix schenckii 1099-18, 246 nucleotides long. RefSeq lists its product as uncharacterized. The coding region runs from base 1 to 246 and encodes 81 amino acids. Lineage: Eukaryota; Fungi; Ascomycota; Sordariomycetes; Ophiostomatales; Ophiostomataceae. The transcript has a single exon. The record is from RefSeq and is a predicted model, not a curated record.